Trametes versicolor FP-101664 SS1 is the source of this 1017-nucleotide messenger RNA. RefSeq lists its product as uncharacterized. The record is from RefSeq and is a predicted model, not a curated record. The transcript has 2 exons. NCBI's taxonomy places the organism in Eukaryota, Fungi, Basidiomycota, Agaricomycetes, Polyporales, Polyporaceae. Bases 76 to 1017 code for a protein of 313 amino acids.
CGCCAACGCCGCCCACUCCUCUCUUGUUUGGUUCCUGCCCCUACCCCUGUCCUAGGCACAGCGCCACAAAUCGGCAUGCCUUCCACCUACGAUGUCCUCGGGCUGAUCAUCGGCGUCAUUUCUCUUCUCACAUUCGCUAAACAUAUAAAGCGCCUCGUCCAUGGCGUCCUGCCCCCCGCCCGUGUCAAAGCCGUCGAAAAUACUAUCUCAGAAAUCCGCACGCUUGUUGAUCGGCUCGAGAGCCAAGGCAACCUGGCGGAGGGGGCGAGCCAGGCAUGGACAGAAUAUCGCAGUCGAUUAGCCGAAUUUUCCCGGCAGAUCGACGGGCUGUGGCUGGAGGUGACGCGAUGGGAGGCCCUUGGCAUCGCACGCUUCCUACAGCCCUUCGGAAGCGUGGAGUUUGUCAAACUCUUCGGCGCGCUGAAGCGGAUGGUCGACGACUGUUAUGGGAACCUCGUACGACAGCAUCUGGACCGUACACCCAGCCCGUCAGGGCUCCAGAUGUCGACGGAUACCAUCAAUAUGCUGAGGAUCUUGAAUGGCGCCACCGCGUCUUCAGAUCGCGCCGUCUUCGAAUGUGAUGGCGCUCCUCCGAAUCAGGGGGGUUUAGUACAAUGGGCUAGCGACACUCAAGAGACGCACCGCGCGCCGCAGAUGGGAGAAACCAGAUUGCACGUAGAGGCAGACUCUCCAGCUGACGGGAACCCACAGUCGGAGACGGAAGAUGAGGAGACUACCGAGUCCAACAGAUCCCCGGGGCAGCCUUCCAUCGAUGCCUCUAUCACCACUCCGGAUGCCGCUGAGGAAGCCGAGGGAGGGGGCACGUCGGACGAGGUCGAGGAGAUCAUCGUGGACGCGGACCAGAAAGCGCGCGAGCAACUGCACCGCAUGCUGCAGCCCCGACGAGGAGGGGGAGGAGGAGGAGGAGGAGGAGGAAGAGGAAUAAGGGCAGUCAAAGGAGGCCCUUACUCCGGGGCAAUCCGGGCAAGUGGUGCAUCAAUACGCCCGCUUAUGUAG